ACUGCGAAGCAGUUUCAGCGGUGAUCAACGAGAGGACUGUGCCUCUGAUAGCGAAACCCUUUAAGCGAAACAACGAUUUCAUCCUUUAAUUCGGCGUCAUUCAUCGGCACUGCAUUAUCAGCUUUCUUGGAGGUAUUCACUGGCAUACUGUUCACAGAGCGAUAACGAUGUCCCGCGAGUGGACUUACAAGCAAGGACACUAGCUAGCUUUCUGCAUACGACCUCUAAUGACAAGGAGCCAUCAACAUUACCUAAACUUUCGACUGCUGUCCUGUGAUAACGAAGCGUCAACAAAGGCAGGCUGCAUCUGGCAUGGCGCGCCCUCAGACGGACGGCGGGGUGGACGGCAGCGGGCAGGCGGGCCGGCAGAGCUGCCGGAUGGAGGCCCUGCGGCCGGAUGCCCUGCGGCAGGACGCCUGGCCCCGGGGCGGCCUUCACGUCCCGCAGCCGGGCUACCCGCCCUGCCACCCCCGCCGCGACACCGCCACCCAGACCGCCCCCAGUGCGGCGGCCCUCGUCCCCCGCGUGCCGCCCGCCCCCGUGCCCAGCGCGCCCCCCUCAGCGCGUGAAGACAUCCCCGUGAGACAUACUGCAGACGUGGUCUGUCCACAUGCAGGUUCAGAGGGAGAGCUGGGGACCGGCGUGGAGAGGCCGUGCGACGGGCAGCCUCUGCCAGACCUGCUGCCCCAGAGACAGCACCCCCUUGAGGAGAACGAGGAGAACGGCGCUGCCGGUGGCGACCCUGAGCUGGAUGACGAGGUGUCCGGGAGGGUGGCCGACCAGCUGAGGGUUAUCGGGGACGAGAUGAACGCCAUGCUCCUUCAAAGAAGGAAUGCUGCCCAGCAGUUGCAAGACUGGAGGGGACUCUGCUGGGGGCUGUUCACCCUGAUCACGGACACCCUCAGCACUCUUUAUCUACGCAGGCACAGAUAAACAGACUUUUUGGGGGUGGGGAAGAAGGCCUCAGUGCCCCCCCCAGAGGACAGUGUGGACAGUGUUGGACUAGAGCAAAUCCGCUGGACCGGAUGGCCUUUUUGUAGAUUUUGUACAGCGUUUUCUAUUUCUGCAGAGCUUUUUCGUUUUGGUGUAAUGUUUGUGGGGGAAGUGUGUGGCGGUCCAUUCCUGUAUAUGUGUGCGUGUGUGUUUGUGUGAAAGAGAAACGUGAAGCUCUCUUUCCGCGGACCUGGCGCCAGAAUGUGUACGUGUUCCUGAUCCAUGGAAAGCUUGUUGCUGUGAAGCCCCCCUUUGCGGGUCACUGGGCUGCCAACUCGUGGUGACGUACUUCCUGUUUCACAGUUCCACCAGCAUUCCUGUUGGUCGACAGGGGCCCUGCCCUCUCUCCCCCCAUUGGAUGCUCAGCACUCAAGAGGCUUGGUCACCCUCAUUUCCUCUGGUGCCCAGUCGUCUUCACCCUGUUCUGGAGAGGCUCCUGUUCUUAGGAUGGGUCUUUCUGGUUUCAAUCCCAGAAGGCCACGCUCCUGCCGAGCCAGCCUAUCUCCUAUCAGGUGUUUGCUUCACCGUGCGGGGGAAGUGACCUGCUGUGAUAACAGCGUUUCCCACGGCGCCCAGCCAGUCCCGCAUACCAGCGGGGCCUGUUUUAAUACGGGGGACACAUCUAUCUCGGUGGGGGGAGGGGAGGCCAGCUGCCUUCCAACUCAGAUGUGUUUAUAUUUAUAUUUUGUACGGACUUCCUUAAACGUUUGAGAGCAUUUCGGCGUAUGCUGCGCCCCUUCCCCUCUCCGAGGACCAAAUGCCUUGACCAGCGGUGGACAAUCCGCUCCGGGUGCAUGGGGGUCCGAAAUAGCGUGAUGACGUACAUACCUGUACAUACACAUUUCGCAUGGACCGCAGCGCGACCACGCUCAAUCCAGUGGGCCGCUGCUCAUGGUCAUGUUUCUGGGCCAUGCCUCGUAGGUUGUAAAAAAAAAAAAAAAGCAUUACCACAUUCAAAGAUCUGCCAACAGUGUCGAUAGCUGUAGUGAAAUUAUUUGUAUAGUUGGGACAGUAGCAAAGGGAAGGGACCUAAUGAGAAUGGCUUGGUGUUUCUCAGACUCUCAGUGACAGUUAAUUAUUGUUUAAAUACUGCAGCGGGAGUUUGCAGUUUUUCUUUUACAACUUCAAAAAAUGCACUAUGAGUUUUUUUUUAUUAUUGUUGUUCUGGACCAACAGUUGCAAGCACUGUAACACAACACCUGGCUGAUGUAAAUGGGUUUACAGUGGGUUGUUGAAGAUUCUGUAUGUCAGCUCAGAUUUCCUGGUGUAUUUCUCGUUCAAACCAAUGACAGAAUCCCCUGCUUUGACCCGACCAUCCACCCAUAAGGGGUUAAAUGACUUCCUUUAGGAGCUUUUAACAUCAACCACAUCAUUUUAUGAUUUUUCAAUGGUUAUUCACAACAACAACUCCCAAGUCAAAACGACACGAAUUGAAAGCCCAUUUUGAUUUGCAUAAAAUGUAAGAACAAAUGUACGAUAAUUAAGUUAUUAUUUUUUAAUUUCAGUGAAACAGUGAUUUAAAGUAUUUUUUUGAGGUCAGUUACAUGGUUUCCUUUUUAAACUGGGAGUGGUAGGGGUGGGAGAAGGCCACAUUGUCUCAUUUAUAGGAUGCGCUUGGAUUCCACUGGCCUGCCGUCCAAAAGCUUUCACAUCAUAAGACUGAAGGAAGUUGUUACAACAGUGUGUGCGGUAACACUGCCAGAGCCAAUGGGCCUUAAAUGAUUUUAUUUCCUGUGUGGAGAUGUAUUUGGAACAAUCCAGGAAGGCCAGUGGAUAUAGAGUAUCGAGGGAAAUCCAGGGUGCUUGCACUUAGGCGCCACACAAUGAAAUAACUGAGCCACUCUUUUCCCUUCACAUGUACAUGAAUGAGAUCCAGUAAAUGUAGCGUGGGAGAUAUGUAAUAUUUAAUAUCUACUGUCUCCCAGAUUGUGGUAUUAAGUACUGAAGGAACUUAGGCCGCUGUCUUAAGUUGAAAAGUAUAGAUUGAAAACAGCACGUCAAGGUGCAGAUGCGGUCAGAGAAAAUGUUGAAGUUCAAGAACAGAGGGCUUUGGAACUAAUACCGUUUCUCUGUUGGGAAGUUGAAUCCGACAAAAGUAAUCUCUCAAGAGACUGUUUUUUUCCCCCAAGGUUCAUAUCUGUGCUGUUGAAAUAGAGAUAUUGCUUUUUGCAGUGCCUGUCUUGUAGCAGCUACACAAUCAAACUUGAGAUUUAUCAAGGUGCUGGGGGGUAAAACUGGAUCCAGUUCUCUUACCGGAGUUCCUGUGUUGUCGUUGCUAUAUUUCUAAUACAGCCUUGUAGCCACAGAUGUGUUGAACUGUGUUCUGUUAAAGGAGGUUUUUUUUUAAAUAAAUUUGUACCUGUAAAAAA
Molecule: messenger RNA, 3362 nt
Organism: Megalops cyprinoides (Indo-Pacific tarpon)
Lineage: Eukaryota; Metazoa; Chordata; Actinopteri; Elopiformes; Megalopidae
Gene: bbc3
Product: BCL2 binding component 3
Exons: 4
Coding region: 313-933 (206 amino acids)
Source: RefSeq, a predicted model, not a curated record